AUGAUCAACCAAAUCAAUAAGAAGCGGCAGACGACUUCCUUGAAAAUAUCACGUGUUUUUGGUCGAGAGACUGAUAAAGGCAAUAUCGUUGAACUGUUGAUGAAGACCGAUGAACCCAAGGAAGAAAAUUUUGGAGUACUAACCAUAGUCGGUAUGGGUGGGCUAGGUAAAACUACCCUUGCUCAACUUGUAUACAACGAUGAGAAGGUAAAGGUGCAUUUCGACCUAAAAGCAUGGUUUUGUAAGUCUGAAGAAUUUGAUGUUGCAAAGAUAACCAACGGUAUUAUUGAGUCUGUAUUGGGAAGACGUUCGCCUACCUUUCAAUUCAUGUAUGGGAAAAAAGGAAGUAAAAUUAUUGUGACAACAAGAAGCCAACGAGUUUCAAAAAUCGUGGGAAAUGCCCCUCCUUACUUUCUAGGUGGUUUGGCAGAUGAAGAUUGCUUGUCUUUAUUAUGGCAGAGUGCAUGUGUAGACGACAACCAUUUGAAUGUACAUCCAGAGCUAGAAGCAAUUGGUAUGGGAAUCGUGGAAAAAUGUAAAGGUCUGCCUCUUGCAGUAAAGUCACUUGGAGGCCUCUUACACUCUAAAUAUGAGAUAGAAGAGUGGAUGAAUGUGUUGGACAGUGAAAUAUGGGAAUUACAAGAAGAUGAAAGUGCGUUAUGUGAUGUCCUUGAAAGCCUUGUCAAUAUUCGACUUGUUAGGAUGAAUACCUAUCCGUGUAAUUUCAGACAUCCACGGGGAUAUCUCAAGUUAUAUGGUAAGUGCAUCAAGGCACAAUGCAUUUCCUUAUCAGGGUUAGAGGUUGUGAACAUGGCAGAUAUCAAAGAAGUUAAUUUCAAGAAGAAUCAAUUUAUCGAGGAGUUGACGUUUGAAUGGGAUGGCGGGAUAGAAAGAGCUGUGUCCGAGGAAGAAGUAAUAGAGUAUUUACAACCUCAUAGCAACUUAAGGAAGCUCAACAUCUGCAAUUAUUCGGGUACAAGAUAUCCUAAUUGGAUGCUAACUAUGCCCAAUCUGGUUGCAGUGCAUAUUAAAAGUUGUAAUGUCCUCUCUACAGCUGGUCUAGGACAGUUAGUAGUUACCUUUCCUCAAGAUUAUGAAAAUAAGUGA
This is a messenger RNA of Nelumbo nucifera (sacred lotus), 1107 nucleotides long. Lineage: Eukaryota; Viridiplantae; Streptophyta; Magnoliopsida; Proteales; Nelumbonaceae. The record is from RefSeq and is a predicted model, not a curated record.